AUGAAUUCUGAUGGAAACAAUGAAGAGUGUUUGGUGGAACAACUUCGCAAAGAAUUGCGUGACUUGACAUGGGAAGAGGAAGAGACAAAGCAGAUGUUAAAAAAGCAGCGAUACAAAAAUGAAGAAGCCAAAAAGGAAAGAAAUGAAAUUAAAUUAAUCUUGGAAAAGGAGGAGAUGAAAAUUGCAAUGAAGGAAGAAGAAUUAAAACAUUUUCGAGCUCGGGUACAGUUACGAUGUGAAAAGGUUGAGAACAUGCGCCAACAAAUCAUUGUAAAGCAGAUGAGAAAAGCAGAAGCUGAAGAACAGAUUGAAGAAUUGAAAAAGACUCUGGAAGAAGUAAAGGUGAAAGUAAAGGUCGAUCAGCAACUUCUCAUAGAUCGUUUGAAAGCUGUUCAAAACAAAUUACUAAAUGCUUCUUGGGUUAUUUCACGUCGUAAGGAAGAAGAAGAAUUGGCUGGUCUUCAUAAACAAAUUGAAGAGGCUCGUGUGAAGAAAGAGAGACUUUUACAAUCCAUUCAAGAGAAAGAAGCCAUUUUUGCAGAAAGCCGUGAGCUACCAUUCACAAAUUUCUGUGUAGCGGUCGCUGCUAUAGCACUGAAAAAUCAUGCCCUUUUGAAAAAGUUGGCACAAGAAUAUGUCAUUAUUGCACAGCUUACACAAGAAUUGUCAGACCAGGGAAUUUUGGAUACUUCGAUACUGUCACAAUACAGUCAAUCGCAGACUAGUCAGAUUCAACCAUCCGAAGAGAAAAAAACAAAAGAAUCUCCGCUAUGUAUAAACGGUAUUGCUGAUGGUGAUGUAAGUGAGGAAGCGAUAUCAUUUGAUUGCAUGCGAGAAAAAAAUACUGGUGAAGCUAUUGGAACGAAUUUCCAGGCGGACAAUGAACUUCAUUUUGAUUUUCAAAAAGAAGUCGACUCAACUAUAACCAUGCCAGACGAUGGCAAAUUGAAGGAGGAUAUUAAAAUUAUUGUUAUAAAUGAGGAAACCGAAGAAAAUCUGACAAAUACAGCAAUGGAAGUGGAUAAGCACCAGGAAGUUCUUCAGAUGUCCGAUGAACUAAACGAGAGAGUUACAGAAUUUGAAGAAAGCAUAUUCGAUAUGAAUGAAAAAAAUGUUUCUGUUGAUGAAAAAACUGGCCUAAAUUUGACUUCUGAUAAGGACAGUAGUACUAACUUCAUUUCAAAUUUUACUAAUAAUUCGGAAGAAGUGGAAACUGCAAUAUCUGGAAGAAGUGAGGGAGAGAAUAUUGUUGAUUAUAAUGACGAUGAUUGUAAGGCUGCAAGUAUCAAUCUGCAACCAGUGGAGAAUGCUGAAUCUGAUCUAGAUCCUACUAAUUUCUUUGAAACCUUUACAAAUUUCGCUCCCAGCAUAUCAGCGGUGAAUUUAUCGAAUACUUACCUUGGCAUGGAGACAGAAUUUGAUGCAUCUGCAAUUUUCAAUCUGUCUUCCAUAAUGCAAAACCAGUCUGGACCUAUUGCUGGUGCUAACGACUACAUGGCACUUUUCGGUAAUACCGAAACAAAUGCAUCGUCUCGUGAUGAUGAUGGUUUCGAAUUGGAUUUUGGCAACUCACCCGGUAGAAAUGAAGUCAAAGAUAAGAUAAACAAAGAUAACAAUUUUUUUGAUUUUUAG
Brugia malayi is the source of this 1632-nucleotide messenger RNA. RefSeq lists its product as uncharacterized. The record is from RefSeq and is a predicted model, not a curated record. The transcript is spliced from 15 exons. NCBI's taxonomy places the organism in Eukaryota, Metazoa, Nematoda, Chromadorea, Rhabditida, Onchocercidae. The coding region runs from base 1 to 1632 and encodes 543 amino acids.